CUUCAUCACUCCCGUUUUCAUUGAUUAUUGUUCUUGUUACCCCAUCGUUAUUAAAUUAUUGUCUCUAUUAUUACAAGAGUGCAAACUGGAAAUGAGUCAUUGAUUGACCCCUCCCCUCGUAUACCCCACCCACUAUUUCUCCUUCCCAGCUCCCUACCACUCUCUCCCUCCUCCACUCCCACUAGAAAAAGAAAGGAAGGAAGCUGAAACGGAGAGGUACCACCUUGAUUCCUUGCUUCCUUCCUUUACGAUGGCAGCUGAGUGGGAGAUUGGAAUGGGAAUGGAUUUUGGAAUGGGGAUGGGACCGGGAGCUUCUGCUGCUGCUGCACCGCUUACCGCUACGGCUGCUCCCGCUUACCUCUACGGACUUCCCUCCGCCGACACCCUCCGCAUCGACGAUCUCCUCGACUUUUCCAACCAUGACCACUUCCCCUCCAUGGAAGCCCACCUCCUCCCCCCGCCUGAGCCAUCCUCCGCCGUCACCGCCACCACCCGUCCUCCUUUCUCCGGCGAAACCGACUCCUCCUCCGAUUUCCAGCCCCACCACCACCCUUCCUCCUUUCCAGACGACCUUUACAUUCCCAGCGAGGAGGCGGCGGAGCUCGAAUGGCUGUCCAAGUUCGUCGAGGACUCCUUCUCCGACAUCCCCUACCCCCCCGCCGCCACCGGCGUCGCCACCCCAGCCGGCGGUGCUCACCUCCGAGCGGAGCCCUCCGUCCCCGGGAGGGGCGCCAGGAGCAAGCGCUCCCGGGCCCCUACCGGCUCUGCUGCAGCCGUCGCCUGGUCUUCCCUCCAACCGCCGUCUCAAUCCUCGCCAUCGUCGUCGUCGUCGUCGUCCGAUUUCCCGCAGUCCAAACCGAAGGCGAGCGCCGGCGAUAAUAGUAACAACGGGAGGGGAAAGAAAGGUGGAGGGGAGAUCGUGGAGGGCGGGGUUCGGCGGUGCACGCACUGCGCGUCGGAGAAGACGCCGCAGUGGCGGACGGGGCCGCUGGGGCCGAAGACGCUGUGCAACGCGUGCGGGGUCCGGUACAAGUCCGGCCGCCUGGUGCCGGAGUACCGGCCGGCGGCUAGCCCCACCUUCGUCCUCACCCAGCACUCCAACUCCCACCGCAAGGUCAUGGAGCUCCGCCGCCAGAAGGAGAUCCUCCUCCGCCACGAAAACCCCACCUCCCCCUCGUCCGCCUCCGCCGCCGCCGUCUCCGUCACCGCCGCCACCGCCCCGCGACCGGAGCUCCUCUUCCACGACUACGGCGUCUGCUAACCCUCGCCGGCGCCGCCGCCUUCGCCGCCUCUACUCUUCUCAUCGGGAAUUAACUUUUCCCCUAAUUUCCUGUUUCUAGAUUUCGGCUCCCCAUAUCGGACGGUUGGGAUUUAUCAAGAUCUUUUCGUUUUUUUCCACCGCCCCGCGACUGGAGCUCCUCUUCCACGACUACGGCGUCUGCUAACCCUCGCCGGCGCCGCCGCCUUCGCCGCCUCUACUCUUCUCGUCGGGAAUUAACUUUUCCCCUAAUUUCCUGUUUCUAUAAAUUCUUAGAUUUCGGCUCCCCAUAUCGGACGGUUGGGAUUUAUCAAGAUCUUUUCGUUUUUUUCCGACAAUAUUCGUUUCUUUUUUUUUUUAAAUAAUUUGAGUUGUUAUUUUCUCGUGUGGUACGAUAAUACGGUCGGGGAGCGGGCAGGGGGAUGGUGAUGUUAGCGCGAUAGGGAUGGGAAGCCACGUGACAUGCGGCUGCCGCUGCAUUCAACGCUGGUAAAAAGCGAAAAGAUAUUCUGGUCACGUGACAGGACCGUUGCAUAUGAUGAUGAUGAAUGGUUGCAAAGAUGGGAACCAACAGCAGGUCACGUUACACCCUCUCUCCCAUCAUUAACUCUAUACCAUUCAUCACCAACUUUAUUUUGAUGAUGAUGAUGAUGGUUGUUAGGACAAAGAAACAGACAUCCCGGGUUGAUUCUUUUACAAGCAUUGGAACUAAACUAUUUUGGAGGCAAAAAAAAAAAAAGGUGCAAUGGAUCCGCUAAUGGUUGCAUACGAAUGCAAGCUAAAAUACUUAGAUGACAGUCUUUCCCAAAUCAUGCACCAAGCUAUGUUUGGAUCCUUGCAGUCCUUUGUCCAGUUGAAUCACCCUCCAUCUCUUUAGGCAGGUCCCGCCAAUAAUUUUAGCCCUAAGCAAUGUUCCACCAUGGUUUGGAGAAGCAUGACUAACCUUGGUUACCGUUGCUCCGUUACUCUAUUUACUUUGUCCUUGGGGUGGACACUGGCACCUGUUUAACGGCAUCAAAUUUCAGUUUCACUCUGGUGCCUCUUUUCCCCAAACUCUGCAUUCGCAAGCAAUAAAAAAUUCUGAU
Elaeis guineensis (African oil palm) is the source of this 2343-nucleotide messenger RNA. Its product is annotated as GATA transcription factor 4. Gene Ontology annotation, molecular function: zinc ion binding; sequence-specific DNA binding. Gene Ontology annotation, cellular component: nucleus. The record is from RefSeq and is a predicted model, not a curated record. Lineage: Eukaryota; Viridiplantae; Streptophyta; Magnoliopsida; Arecales; Arecaceae. Gene Ontology annotation, biological process: regulation of DNA-templated transcription; cell differentiation.